AAUGGAUUACAUCAAUCUCCUCAUACGAGUAUACUAAACGAACUCGUAUAGAUUAGAACAUUAAAAAACUUCUCUCGAUCUAUGGAUAAACAAGCCAACAAUUAUUGCUUGGAUUUUGCUCAAUUCUACGAGGCCAGGAGUGCAAAAAUGAAACCGGUUAGCUCAUUCCUCAAUGUUCCAGACAUAAAUCAACGGACAAGCGACAGCAGUGAAGCAAUAGACGAGGAGGUGUCACAACAGGACAAGCGCACGGCCCGAGGGAUGCAACAGCAGAAGCCUUCCAUUCAGGACCAGACCCAGGCUCAGAAGCGUAUGUGCGCGCACAGAUCCGGCUGUGGUAUACACCGUAGCUUUCAUCCAGGCGAUUACCUAGCAAAACAGUCACAUCAGUGCCAGAAGUAUCAGAAGAAUUUUAAUCAGAGUCCAGGCAAGCAACAGCAGCCUUCUCAGGAUCCUCAACAACAGCAGCCGAAGCAGCAGUAUCUGGAACAAACAUGCCAGACUCCACCCAUACCGAAGCUGUGUCUUCAGACUUCAUAUCCGAAACUUCCUCAAGAACAGGCACAGCGUAAUGACAGCCCGACAAUGAAAGCAUCUUCAAUCAGCUCCAGCUCCGAAGCUAUGACAGUCCUAUUUCGGCGUCCUUCUCGACGAAAUGUUUCCUUUCUGACGGAAAAUCCAGAGCCCUCCAAUACAGCAGUUGGCCAACCGUCUUCAUGCUUGAGCAAUACGGAUGAGGCGAAUUUCGCUGAAAAUAUCGAUGAACCUGAACAGAAUUCUCCUCAACGCAAUCAAAGCCAGAAGAGAGCACCGAUAAGCAAAACUACAGACGUCCUAUCCCCACGUCCUCAUCAGUACAGUCCACAAAAGCCAAAGAUGCUUUGUAAGAACACGGACGUGAUAGACUUUGACAAAGAUUUGAAAGGACUUGAUAAAAACUCAUCAUACAAAUACAUUGAAUAUGCCCCUAAACUGUGUCAGAGUCCACCGCAUCAGACGAAUCAGAAUAUUUUUCAUAAGCACAAACAGGAGCAUUAUCAAAUGAUGUCACCGUCACGUCCGAAGGUCGGAAAACAGCAAGCUAAGCACAUCCAAUUGUCGCCUCCUCAUCAAUACAGUUGUCUACUUGAGCCGGAUAAGUGGGGCAGAGAGAUUGGUGGGGAACUUCUCGCUAAGAACUCGGACAUUCUUACAUCAACAUCCUGGAGCGGGAUCUCCGAGAAGAAUUGCGAAGAUUCUACUGUAAAACAAAAACGAUAUAACAAAUGCGGAAGGUGUAGUGACGAGAACGGCACGAACAGCACCUCCACGGGAUCGCCCGUGAUCACUAUGAAGAGCAGGGAAGAGCUGCGUUCCAUGGUCCGGGACGAGCUGUGUGCCUUGGUCCGGAACGAGAUUGAAAUUCAUUCGGUGUUCGGUGAACUGUCUGAUACUGUGGUCUCUCAUUUGAAGGACUAUUUGUGCGGGCUUUCAACAACUGACAAUGUUCCCCCGCCCAAGAGCCAGUAUAAGGAUAGCCAGUGUACAAAUGCACCCAAGAAUUCAGCCAUAGAUAAUGUCCUGGAUACCAAGAAACAGGAGUCAUAUCAAACCCAAAAGAAAGCAUCGUUCGGCAAAGGCAUACCCAAAGCUCAAGAAGUCCGAAUGCCGCAAAAUCCAGGACUAGCCAGAGAAAAUUCCGGAGAGUUCCAGUCUAUGAGCACACUGUACAAGAGCAUGGAGUAUGUUCCUAAACAGGGUUUGCUUCAGUAUCCUACUCAGCGUACGUCUCAGGAUCUUAUCAAGGAGCAGACACAGAAGUCGUAUCGGCGCGCUUCGUAUCACAAGAACCAAAAGCAACAUUCCUAUCGUACCUUCAAGCUGGAGGCAAAACAGAACUCUCAACAGAAGCAGCCUCCAAAUCAGCAGAUCUCGGACUUUCCUCCAUUCGCAUGCUUCAGCGAUACGCCUAAGGAUGAUUCCGAAGAGUCUAAUUUCGAAGUGGAUAAGAAGACACUCAACAAGCUCAUGGAAGGUUCCCCAAAGGACAAACUCAAACACACACUGUCCGGUGACGAGCAUGAUGUGUUUUCCAUGGCUAGUAGCAACUCGGUAUCGACUUCGAUCAGUGCGAAGAGCGGGGACGAGCUGCGUGCCAUGAUCUGGCACGAGAUGAAAUUGCAGUCGGUGCUCGGUGAUCAAAAAUCCACGUCGUCAAAGCCGCGAUAUAAGGAUGUAGAAGAGAAUGUGUCCAUCUUUUUAAACUUGAGUCAGCCCAGAGAUGACGGAAAUCAGGAUAUGAAGGAAACAAUGUCCAAACAUCCAAACAUCGCUUCCCUCCCGAAUUCGGCCAUAGAUGUUAAUGCGCCCACCGCUGAUUCAACUAAGGGUUCAAAAACAGAUGAGCUGCCACAAAUCAAGUGCAGUAUGAGUAUAGAUGAUUUAGUGAACUGCAAGGUCAUCACUCCCAUGAUCAUGAAGAUACACAACAGGUAUAUGACCUCUAUGCAGGAUGCGAUGCAGCUCAUGAAGUAUCUGGAGACGAUGCCGCGCCGUGUAGGUCAGAUUUACAAGGACAACAUCACGUUGGAAAAGAGGAAACUCUAAAAAUGAUGAAAGUCACUUUUGAUUCAAUGAUACCUCUUUAUAUAUUUUAUAAUUAUUGUAUUAAAUAA
This is a messenger RNA of Drosophila miranda, 2654 nucleotides long. RefSeq lists its product as uncharacterized. Lineage: Eukaryota; Metazoa; Arthropoda; Insecta; Diptera; Drosophilidae. The record is from RefSeq and is a predicted model, not a curated record. The transcript has 2 exons. The coding region runs from base 82 to 2586 and encodes 834 amino acids.